Molecule: messenger RNA, 768 nt
Organism: Puccinia triticina
Lineage: Eukaryota; Fungi; Basidiomycota; Pucciniomycetes; Pucciniales; Pucciniaceae
Exons: 10
Coding region: 1-768 (255 amino acids)
Biological process (GO): spindle assembly; regulation of microtubule polymerization or depolymerization; protein localization to microtubule plus-end
Cellular component (GO): microtubule organizing center; microtubule plus-end; cytoplasmic microtubule
Molecular function (GO): microtubule plus-end binding
Source: RefSeq, a predicted model, not a curated record
AUGACAAGCCGCGCGGAACUGCUCGCUUGGGUCAAUGACCUACUUCAAUUCAGCUACACCAAAAUCGAGCAAUGCGGUAGUGGUGCCGCUUAUGCUCAAAUCAUCGAUUCAAUUUACCAGGAUGUGCCGUUGACUCGAGUAAAGAUGAACGCCAAUCAGGAAUACGAAUACUUGAAUAAUUUCAAAGUUAUACAAGCAGCUUUCAAAAAACAUCAGAUUGACAAACCCGUCCCCGUAACAGCUUUGAUCAAGUGCAAGAUGCAAGAUAACCUUGAAUUUCUACAGUGGCUCAAGAAGUAUUGGGAUAUGCAUUAUCCUGGUGGAAAUUAUGAUGCAGUGGCCAGACGAAAAGGCGCGCCUGCGGACCCAAAUCCAUUGAUCGCGGCCGGAGCUCCACCCAAGACUGCUUCCAAUGGCGCUGGUCGAACUGGCAAAGCUUUGGGAAUGUCAACUGGAAUGGGCGCCAGGGCUACUAGUAGAACGGGUACCACACUUGGAACUCAGAAAGAAAUCGAAAACUUGACGACUCAGUUGGAGGAAUUUAAACUCAGCAUGGAAGGAUUAGAAAAAGAACGCGACUUUUACUUCAACAAAUUGCGGGACAUUGAAAUUUUGAUUGGUGCUAGGGUGGAUUCUAAAGAUGCAAAAGUAUCAGACACCGAGUUGGAGAACUUGAAACAGAUGCAGGCAAUUUUGUAUUCAACGGAGGAGGGAUUUGAAGUACCUGAAGUGGAUGCCGGACUAGUUGAUGAAGAGGAAACAUUUUAA